Molecule: messenger RNA, 843 nt
Organism: Nicotiana tabacum (common tobacco)
Lineage: Eukaryota; Viridiplantae; Streptophyta; Magnoliopsida; Solanales; Solanaceae
Source: RefSeq, a predicted model, not a curated record
AUGAAUAUUGGGGACGCGAGUAGUAUGUGGACCACGACAGCGAACUGCAUUACGGAAGCAGCUAGGGAGGUGUUAGCGGUUUCGAAGGGUUACUCGGGUGGCCACAAGGGGGACUGGUGGUGGAAUGAGGAGAUCCAAGGUAAAGUGAAAGCUAAGAAAGCGACGUAUUUGAAGCUAAUGGGGAGCACGGACGAGGAAGAGCGGAGAUUGUAUAGGGAGUGUUAUAAGAAGGCAAGGAGAGAGGCGAAGCUCGUGGUCACGGCGGCUGAGACUGCAGCUUUUGAAAGAUUGUAUGAGGAUCUUGGGGGCAAAAGAGGGGAUAGGAAGCUGCGUAAAUGGCAGGAGUACUUCCAUAGACUCUUAAACGAGGAAGGGGAUAGGAACAUCAUGCUAGGUGAGUUGGAGAACUCAGAGAGUUGGAGAGAUUUUGGAUUUUGUAGGCGUAUUAAGUGUGAGGAGGUUGUUGUGGCAAUACGGAAGAUGAGCAGGGGUAACGCGAUGGGGCCUGAUGAGAUCUCGGUAGAAUUUUGGAAAGUAGCGGGUAGGGUAGGCUUGGAGUGGCUUACUAGCCUGUUUAACGUCAUUUUCAAGACAAAGAAGAUGCCCGGCGAUUGGAGGUGGAGUUUGAUGAUUCCGUUGUACAAAAACAAAGGUGAUAUCCAGAACUGCAACAACUAUAGCGAUAUCAAGCUACUGAGUCACACUAUGAAGGUUUGGGAGAGGAUGGUGGAGCAGAGAGUGAGGACAGGUGUAUAUAUCUCUAAGAACCAGUUCGGAUUUAUGCCGGGACGGUCAAACUACAAAAGCCAUUUACCUUGUGAGACGAUUGGUGGAGCAGUAUAG